UUUCACUCAGUCCUGUGACCCUAACACCCCCUCUAAAAAUGUGGAACAUUCCACAGGUCACAUGCUCAACAGGAAACUGCAUCUUCAGAAGACAAUGGGAAGAGGAAGACCAAAAGGAGCCAAUCCACCACUAAGUGCUGCAGAAAAGCAGCGGCGCUAUCGCGCUCGACGUGAUGCUGACCCAUGGAAGAGGGAGAAAUAUUUAGAGACGCAACGUGAUAGAUACAGGAAGGACCUAGAGUCAGGCAGGAAGAAACCCAUUGAUGGCCUCAGUGAGAGAAAAAAGCACAAAUGCCGCAGAAAAUGGAGGGAGACUUACCAUAGGAUCAAGAACAGGAAAGAAGCUGCGGAGCUGUUUGCUAUCUUGGAAAAGACAGGAACAACAAUUGAGUUGUUUAAUGUCAAGGAGGAACCAGUAGAGAAAGCAGUUUUAGAGCUGCCCAAUGAUGUGCCACCAGUUCCAUCCUCCUUGAGGAUGCAUGAUGACGACUGCGUGGUGACACAAAAUGUGAACUGUGAGUGUUUUGACGCGAAGUGUUGCACAGUCAGUCAUCAACAGACGACUCCCGCAGCCACAGAGGUUCAGUGGCAAAGUCCUGAUGCUGUUGGCAAAUGGUGUGUUCUGAAGUACGACGGUCACCUGUACCCCGGCAUCAUCAUAGACACAAGUUCAACACAUGUUGAAGUCCGUUGUAUGGAGAAGAUUGGGGUCAACAGGUUUUUAUGGCCAGCCUGCGAACAUAUCCUUUGGUGCCUGUUUGAAGAUGUUGUGUGUACCAUCCCACCCCCAAGGCAAGUCACAGGUCGCCACAUGGAGAUUGAGAAAGAAGUCUGGGCCAAACUAGAGAAGGCGUCUUAGAAAAAGUAAGAAUAUGGAGAGGACCCAUACCGUGCAGGAGCCAGAAACACCCACCCAUGACAUGCUGCAGGGAAGGAGCGGGACACCCCUCCACCCUCUCUAUCUGUCUCCCCCUUCCUCUCUCGCUCCCUCUUUCUCUCUCCACCUCCUUUGCUGUAAAGAAGUACAAGCACAUAGCACAUCCCUUCAACACAGACAACCCACACACAACGUGCACACUUACAUAAACACACAAAAAAAAAUACACAGAUACACUAAAAGAUACACGCAUAUACACUGUUAGGCACGUACUCACAUACAGACACAUAUUCCUGUUUUUGUUUUGUUUUAUUUAGAUAAAGCACUAUCUUUUCAGUCAUGUUUGGUCCAUCAUUUAUCCAAUUGUGAAAUAAAUUACAUGAUAAAAAGAUGAAUAAUUUAAGGUUUGGCUCAGCAUUUUUUUGAAAAAUACAACUUGUGUGCAACGAUACUGAUUUUCAGUCACACGUUGAUUAUUUGAACAUGUAACCAAUGAUUUCUGUAAAAUAAACACUUUAGGGGAAAACUGA
Molecule: messenger RNA, 1407 nt
Organism: Seriola aureovittata
Lineage: Eukaryota; Metazoa; Chordata; Actinopteri; Carangiformes; Carangidae
Exons: 3
Coding region: 62-859 (265 amino acids)
Source: RefSeq, a predicted model, not a curated record